AUGUGUAAGCGUUUUGUGAAUGGACCGAGGCCUGAUAUUGAGGAUUCUGUGAGGCCACUAGAGAUUAUGCGUUCUCAAUCACUGGUUGAGAAGGCCAUAGAGGUGGAGCUGAUGAAGAACAAGAAGAUGAACCUUGUUGGAACUGGAGGACCGAUGAGGUCGAGUUCUCAAAACUACCAGGGAAUAUGUAAAUUUCAGAGUAAGAAGCCUUAUCAGCGUCCUAGGGGGAGAGGGUAUACCCCAGGAUUUCACAAACCUAUGAACACUAGUACUGUUGGAGGUUCGGGAAAUCAGAUCGUACCCCAGGAUGUGACUUGCUUCAAGUGUGGAAAGUCGGGGCAUUAUGCUAAUGUUUGCACAGACACGAGGCCUAAGUGUUACAACUACAACAAACUGGGACACACUGCCACACAGUGUAGGACACCCAAGACUGAGCUGCCUGUUAACACUGCUAGAGGAAAGCGCUCUGCUACUAAAGCAAGAGUUUACACCAUGGAUGGUGAGGAAGCUGAAGGAGUUGAUGAUUUAAUCAUAGGAGAUUGCGAGAUUGACGGGAACCUCCUAACUGUACUUUUCAAUUCCAGUGCAACACAUUCAUUUAUCUCUAAGGAUUGCGUAACCAUACUGAAUCUCCCUGUUACUGCUUUGAGUUUUGACCUUAUGGUGACUACACCUGCUAAAACCAUACUUGCUAAUGCCGCAUGCAUGCACUAUUCUGUGGUGUAUAGAGGUAGAACAUUUCAUGCCAACCUAAACUUUCCAUACAUUCUAGAUCAGUUUGUCAUGGUGUUCAUUCAUGACAUACGUUCUGUGAUUAAGAACUCAGUUCUUAGUUCUUAA
This is a messenger RNA of Lotus japonicus, 840 nucleotides long. RefSeq lists its product as uncharacterized. The record is from RefSeq and is a predicted model, not a curated record. The transcript has 2 exons. The coding region runs from base 1 to 840 and encodes 279 amino acids. Gene Ontology annotation, molecular function: zinc ion binding; nucleic acid binding. NCBI's taxonomy places the organism in Eukaryota, Viridiplantae, Streptophyta, Magnoliopsida, Fabales, Fabaceae.